GAUAAGUUGGGUAUGAAGGUAUGGCAAUCGGGCGGAUCAGGGGUGGUUUGCCCUAACCACCUUUAACUCCUUGCUAAAAAUUUGUCCCACCUCCAUUCUGUUUUUUUUUUCUUAACAUAAAUUUUAUUCAUUUCAUUAGCAAUAAUAUGAUGAUCAAUAAAUGAGUGACUGUCAAUAGAAAAAUGGUAAGUUAGCUAAAAAUAUGACUGCUCCAGCUAUUGACAUGCUGUUUAAUAAACUCGACUGGCUAUAGAGGAGGGAUUUUGACUUACUUCACGUAAAAUUACUCUUCUUAGUAACUCAUUAUAUAUUUUAUAUUUCACCAAUCCAAUUGUUGAAUUAUAAGAUCUUAAAGAGUAAAUCAACUAAACUAACUCUAUAGAAUUUUUUGACAAUUGUGAUUAUGUAAUCAAAUAGUUGUCAUUUAAUGUAUUUGUAAAAAGAUUUUUAUCAAAAUGCCAACUUUUAACAACUUUUUUUUUAAAAUUAUGUUAUAUAUAUAGAGGAAGUUUCUAUGGUACAUAUUCAAAUUAUUUUCUUAGUGUACCUGAUUUUGGUCAAGUUACAAUUAUCUUACUGUACUAGGGAAAUUUAAUAUUUCCAAGACAAUGCAUUUUAUCUAAAAUAAUCAACUACCAAGCUUGUGAGAAUUGAAAAGUGAUUUGUGUGAAAGGUGUUUGUAUAUUUUGUGUAUGUCAAGCUAGGUAGGAUCACUAUUUAAAUUCAAGUAUCAACAAUGAAUUGCUCUGUUUUCUCUGCUCUGUGUGCGUGAUGUUGCUUCUUCUCCCAUACCUCAGUUCCCAACCUGACCGUGCAACCGCAUUCAACUCACUGUUGCUGUCGUUCUCGCUCGCCACCUGUUGAGCGCCGAGUUAAUACUUGUUUCUGAUUCUGCAUUGGUUCUUCCAGCUGGUGCAAAUUCCCUCAAAUCUGGUACAAACUUGUGAGAGUUUUACACACAAGAGAAAGGAUGCACAUUUUACCGAAACUCUUCGACGGCUUUACGCGACGUGUUUGGGUGUAUCGCUGUUAUACUUCUUCUCCUGGCCUUGCCCUUGCUGAUUCAUUUUAUCUCAAUGAAAACACUCCUCUAUGCUCAAGGAACCUCGACCCACCUCUCAAUUAUGUCUAUCCAGGAACUGCCAUUGAAAGAAGAGAUAUGAUCUGGGAGGGGAAACUGGAACAGCGAUCUCCAACUGCCUUUUAUGUGCCUAAUAUGCCUGAACUUAACUCUCAAUUGAAGCAACUAAUGAAACUGGGAAAAAUUUGUGAAGCCAGGGAUAUGUUUAAUAAAAUGGCUCACAGAGAUGAGAUAUCAUGGACAAAUUUAAUAGCGGGUUAUGUCAAUGCCGCAGACUCGAAUGAAGCAUUGAUCUUAUUCUCAAAUAUGUGGGUCGACUCUGGACUUCAAAAGGAUCAAUUUGUUGUAAGUGUUACCCUCAAGGCUUGUGCACUUGGCAUGAAUAUAUAUUUUGGAGAAUUAUUGCAUGGAUUUUCAGUGAAAUCUGGUUUGAUAAACUCUGUUUUUGUCAGCAGUGCCCUUGUAGACAUGUACAUGAAAGUAGGAGAAACAGAACAAGGUCGCAGUGUCUUUGAAAAAAUGACAACAAGAAAUGUAGUAUCAUGGACUGCAAUUAUUGUGGGGCUUGUACAUGCUGGUUACCGUUUGGAGGGACUGUUGUACUUUUCUGAAAUGUGGAGAUCAAAAGUGGGCUAUGAUUCACAUACAUUUGCCAUUGCUUUAAAGGCAUCUGCUGAUUCAGGUAUGUUGCAUCAUGGGAAAGCCAUACAUGCACAAACAAUAAAACAAGGGUUCAAUGAAACUGCGUUUGUUGUUAAUACUCUUGGUACCAUGUAUAAUAAAUGUGGAAAACCAGACUAUGUAAUGCAAUUAUUUGGAAAAACGAGGAUUCCAGAUGUAGUUUCAUGGACGAACCUUAUCACAACUUAUGUACAAAUGGGUGAAGAAGAACAAGCAUUGAAUGCAUUUAAAAGAAUGAGGAAAUCCAAUGUCAGUCCCAAUGAGUAUACUUUUGCAUCCAUAAUUUCUGCUUGUGCCAGUCUUGCUGUUUCUGGAUGCGGGGAGCAAAUACAUGGCCAUGUAUUGCGUCUAGGUUUGGUAGAUGCCUUGUCGGUGGCAAAUUCCAUCAUCACUCUUUAUUCGAAAUGUGGGCUGUUACGGGAAGCUUCAUUGGUAUUUCAUGGUAUGAGUAGGAAAGAUAUUAUUUCUUGGAGCACUAUAAUUUCUGUUUAUUCUCAAGGAAAUCACGCAAAAGAAGCUUUCAACUAUCUAUCAUGGAUGAGAAGGGAAGGACCGAAACCAAAUGAAUUUGCUCUUGCUAGUGUGCUGAGUGUUUGUGGAAGCAUGGCACUUCUGGAGCAAGGUAAGCAGGUGCAUGCUCAUGCCCUGUGCAUUGGUUUAGAUCAUGAAGCAAUGGUUCAUAGUGCUCUAAUUAGUAUGUAUUCAAGAAGUGGAAAUCUACAAGAGGCUUCAAAAGUUUUUAAUGGUAUAAACAUUAACGAUAUCAUAUCAUGGACUGCAAUGAUUAAUGGGUAUGCGGAACAUGGUUACAGCCAAGAGGCUAUUAGCUUGUUUGAGAAUAUUUCCCGUGUUGGUUUAACGCCGGACUAUGUGACGUUUAUUGGGGUUCUGACUGCUUGUAACCAUGCUGGAUUGGUUGAUCUUGGUUUCUACUACUUAAAGUUAAUGACUAAUGCAUACCGAAUCACUCCUUCAAAAGAGCACUACGGUUGCAUGAUUGAUCUUCUAUGCAGAGCAGGGCGGUUGAGUGAGGCUGAGCAUAUGGUACGAAACAUGCCAUUCCCUUGUGAUGAUGUUGUAUGGUCUACCUUACUCAGAGCAUGUAAGGAUCAUGGUGAUGUUGACCGGGGAAGUUGGGCAGCAGAACAUAUACUUCGCUUGGAUCCAAAUUCUGCCGGAACUUACAUCACUAUUGCUAACAUAUAUUCUGCCAGUGGAAGAUGGAAGGAAGCGGCACAUUUCAGGAAGUUAAUGAAGUCAAAAGGAAUAAUAAAGGAGCCAGGAUGGUCUUGGAUUAAUGUCAAUGAUCAAUUAAAUACAUUUGUUGCUGGGGAUCAAUCUCAUCCGCUAAGUGAACAUAUAACAACCAUUUUGGAAUUACUAAGCAUGAGUAUAGGAGACGCUAGGCUGGAUUUAGGUUCUAUUGUAGAAGAUGUUGAAGAUUAGAAGCUCACUGUAUUAUCUGUUGCAGUUAGAAGAUGGCUGGGGAGUAUUUAAAACAUGAUGCAAUGGAUUUGAGUGGAUUUUUGCUUCUAUAUUGUUCUUUAUUGAGAUGCUGAAGGAAUAUUAAUACAUCCUUAAGAGCAAGGGAAGAACAAUGUUGCUGUGUGUGGAUUUGCAUCACUGAGGUUUGUUCAAACAAAUUAGUAGUGCUUUAUUCUCCAUGGUCGCAUUUUUCUGCAUGCUACCAUCACCUUGGUUUGUUGCUUGUUGUUUGCGCUUCCAAAUCUCUCCACUGUGAACCUAGAGUUUAAGGCACAAUCCAAAGGGGAGGUUUGAAUAGUAAAAAUAAGUUUCCAGACAUGUACAUGAAAUUAUGAAGAAAAAAAACUGGUGUCCUAGAAAGGGAGAUGGGGAAGGAGAGUGUACUAUUGACUAUGAUGCACCUCCUUGAUCCAAUGAAGUUUUUACUUCAAUGGAGGAUGCUGAGAACACCUUUCCGUCAUCAAAGAAAAGGGCAGCUGAACAGGAGCUUGGCCGAGACACUCCUCAUCACUAUGAGAAAGAUUGCCAUUACCUUGCUACUGGAACUUAUGGAGAGGCAGUGAUGAGGUUCUGUUAACAGUAGUAGUAUUCUACUCAAUCAUUCCAGAUCAAUCCAUCAAUCCAUUCACAAACACUCUACCCCCCUUCAAAACUCCCAAAGAUCUCCUUGAGUUGUAGAUGCUGACUAUAAUGCAUGGUUAGAAGAUGGCUGGGGAGUAUUUAAAACUUGCAACUCUUCCUAAAGACCAACGAUGUUGCUGUGUGUGGAUUUGCAUCACUGAGGUUUGUUCAAGCAAAUUAGUAGUGCUUUGUUCUCCAUGGUCGCAUUUUUUCUGCUUCCUACCAUCACCUCGGUUUGUUGCUUGUUGUUUGUGCUUCCAAAUCUCUUCACUGUGAAGCUAGGUACAGAAUACCCUUUGCACAUGUUGUAUAUUAUACACAACCUAAACUAAUAGUUGUUUAUUGAAGACGAUGUCUCUGAUUGUGGCACAUGGUCAAGUACAGUAAUAAUUUACUUAUAAUUUAUAACUUUAAGAGACACUCAAUUGAUAAUGGUCAACCAAUUCAGCAUAUUUGCAUUGUUUUGACUUAACAUAAUUGAUGAUUUCUUGGUUGCGGAGCUGUCUGAAUUCAAAUGGCACAAUACAUGCAGAUGGUUCAUACAAUAUAAAAGGGAGUUCGUCCUUGAGAAUGGACGAUGCGUUGUGGUUGAACACUAUCAGUUUCCUUUUUCUACCUUCUGAAUAACAAGCCUGGUAUGAAGUUUGCAUUUGUGGAUUACAUAUGGCAGCAGAGCUCGGAGCCAUGAUGAUGUCUCUUUGCAGCGACUUCCACGUGGUUGUCACUCUCAAGUGAAAGAGUUGAUCCUUGAAAGUACAUUUCAAAUGUAAAGAAUCAAUGAAGUAGUGAAGACUAAUAGUGCCUAAUAUCAAAUGUGAGAGUUAGAAGAACCACUCACAACUUUUUUCCCUCCUUUAAAGGGAGAUUAUUAGUGCAUCUCAAACAACUCGUAUUCUUCAAUCACUAGUCAAAUUGUUUGAGAAUGAUAUCUCAAACUUGUUCAAGUCCCUUACAAGUAUCUUAUGCACCAUUAAUGACUCUGCAUUCAUAUGUAUAUUGUCGUGCAACAUUUUCAAUGGAGGAAUUGUCGAAGCAGCUAAACCAGAAAGGAAAAAAAAAUGCAACGAACCAGAAAGGAGUUGUACUAAUCUUUAAUAUAUGUUGUCUAGAUGCUUGAAUGCUUGCUAUUUUCCUUGAGGGGGUUCCCAAUUUUUUUGUUUUUGUAAACUAAAGUAUCUUUCAAAUACUACUGUAUAGACUAAACCGUAAUCCCUCAAUAAUAACCGAUAUCUAUGUAAA
Molecule: messenger RNA, 5107 nt
Organism: Trifolium pratense (red clover)
Lineage: Eukaryota; Viridiplantae; Streptophyta; Magnoliopsida; Fabales; Fabaceae
Product: putative pentatricopeptide repeat-containing protein At3g47840
Exons: 7
Coding region: 971-3208 (745 amino acids)
Biological process (GO): RNA modification
Molecular function (GO): protein binding; RNA binding
Source: RefSeq, a predicted model, not a curated record